CCUGUGUUCACAUGGCAUCCCCAGGCCGAAAGCUCAAUGUGUGGCUGUGAACUUUACUUUUCUCAGCUGUUCUGAACUCAUCUUUGACUUUCCGCAGCUGUCCUCAGCGCAGUGUUGUGUGGCAGUUAGUUCCGAACUCAACUUGGGACCCAUGUGCCAAGAAGUACCAACUGGUCGGUUGAUGCCCCCCAAGGGAAGCAUGGACAAUUGCGGUUCUAUGCCACCAGUGUGGUUAUUCCUCAGAAUGCCAGUGCAGCUUCGGGCCUUCUGGUGCUGGACUUGUUAUUGCUGUGUCAUAGGCCUGUGCUGGCUUGUUUUCUUUAACCUGGCAGAACAGACCUCUGUCAGAACAAACGCAUGUGGCUAUGAAUGCAGUUUCCGUUUUUGAGAAGACGCAUGUAGCUUCUGUAGCGACAAUGCCCAGCUAAAACAAGCUUGGACGAGUGCCGAGAGAUUUUCUCCCAUGUCCCCUCGCUUGAAAGAAAAGCGCCCAUGCCUACAUCGGGCCGUGAAGAAAAAACCGGCGAAAGCAAUGGAUUUGAGGAGACCCAAAGACACAAAGCGCAUGUCUUCAGGAUGCCUCACAAAACUGCACGAGACCUACAAAGGUCUUGAGGACAUCCACCUCCCACUCUUCAAAGAGGUUCAGAAGAUUGCAAAAGCUAAGUGUGUCUUGUAUCCUGGGAGUCAUUGGCACUUGCAAGCAUCCUUAGUUUUUCCCAAUGUGACGUAUAUUGAUUACAACAAGGCAGUCGCACCAUUCUUCCAAGAUGCAGCUGUGCAAAAUUGGAUUUCAGAGAAUAAGAACUAUGGAGGUUCUGCAAAAAUGCAAUUUUACCACACAGAUUUUGACCACCUUAAACUCUCUGGUGGCUACGACCUGCUUAUCUCUAUGAGCGCAGGCAUUGUCUCCAAGCCUUGUGCUCGCUUUCUGCGCAUUGGUGGCCAUUUCUUGGUGUCAGAUGCUCACUUUGAUGCUCGUACCGUGGCGUUGGACAAGCGCUUCAGUCUUGUUGGAGUCUACGACAUGACAAGGGAGAAGUUGGUCACCUCCAAAGAUCAACUGAACCUUUGCUUUAUGACCACGACAGGGCAAAAGAUCUCCGCCGAGCAAGUAGAGAUCAGCAAAAAGAAGCCCAAGGGAAGCAGAGGUUUCAAGCUGAAGCGCGAAGAUUGGUUUUAUCUGUUCAGGCGCAUUAGCUGAAUGAAUGGCCCAAUAGCAGUACUCUUCACCAAGAGUUGACAUUUUAUAGCUCGUACAGGGAGCGGCCGCUCUGGAAAAAUGGAGUCCGUGGACGUUUGCCAUGCCCAUGUGGGCCAUACACAUCUCUCACAAUUCGCCCGCGUUCGUCGGUUCGGUGCGUAGCCGAGGAUGGCAAACAAAG
Messenger RNA from Durusdinium trenchii, 1385 nucleotides. Lineage: Eukaryota; Dinophyceae; Suessiales; Symbiodiniaceae. The record is from the annotation of a GenBank genome assembly.